Molecule: messenger RNA, 918 nt
Organism: Suillus paluster
Lineage: Eukaryota; Fungi; Basidiomycota; Agaricomycetes; Boletales; Suillaceae
Product: P-loop containing nucleoside triphosphate hydrolase protein
Exons: 2
Coding region: 1-918 (305 amino acids)
Biological process (GO): tRNA methylation; tRNA wobble uridine modification
Cellular component (GO): cytoplasm
Molecular function (GO): GTP binding
Source: RefSeq, a predicted model, not a curated record
AUGGCGGAAACGGAGGUAGCAGCCACGUCAUCCCCUCAACACCAUACGCUGCGGAAAGACGACUUGGAUGCCAAGGCUUUUAGUGUGUCCGAUACCACUAGACCCGAGGAACCAGUGCAUCUAGACCCUCAUAAAAGGCCUCAUAAAGUUAUCUUACUCUUUGGGGAGACGGGGGUAGGCAAAAGCUCACUCGUCAACCUCAUGGCGGGAACGGCAGUAGCACCCACAUCUCCUGACGUGGGCCGCUGUACGAUGCACUCGCAAGAUUAUACUAUUGAAUUCGAUGGCGAGUCUUAUAAGGUGUUCGAUACCGUUGGACUUGAGGAACCGCAGCUGGGAAUAAAACAGUACCUCGACUCUGUCGAGAAUGCCUCCAAGCUCAUCCAGAAUUUGGAUAAACACGGUGGCAUUGAUUUGCUUCUGCUCUGCAUCCGCGCAGGCAGACUCACUGCUACGGUUAAGAGUAAUUACAGGCUCUUUCACGAGUUCCUCUGCGAGAAGAAGGUUCCUAUUGUUCUCGCGAUCACGAACCUUGAACGAGAGCAAACGAUGGAGGACUGGUGGAAGAGAAACCAUAAAACCUUCCGUCAAACCGAUAUCUACGUCGCUGGUCAUGCGUGCCUCACUGCCGCUGAUAAACAGACACUCAAACACCCACACCUUUAUGACGAAUCGCGCGUCACGAUCCGCAAUCUUGUUAAGGAGCAUACUGCUGACGGUCAGAAGCAAGCAUGGAUAGGAGGGGACAACCUGUUCGUGUCGUUGAUGCGUAGGCUGAAGGAGUUGCUUGCAGGGAAGGCGCAUAUGAAGAAGAAGGAUCUUGUCUCUCGUCUCAUGAAGCGUUGCGAGAUGACACAAGAAAUUGCAGCAAGCUUGGCUGAUAUGAUCAGGAAGGACGUGGCACCAGUGACCACUUGA